UUAAUGGCAGAGAACAACACUGUGGUGACAGACUUUGUUCUGGUGGGAUUCCAGCUACGGCCAGAGCUUCAGCUGGGCCUCUUCUUCGUGUUUCUGAUUCUUUACCUCACCACCAUUGGGGGCAACCUGGGCAUGAUCCUACUGAUUCAGAGUGACCCUCAUCUCCAGACUCCCAUGUACUUCUUCCUCAGCCACCUUUCUUUCCUGGACAUCUGCUAUUCCACUGUAAUUAUCCCUCAGUUGCUUAAAACCUUAGGAACUGAAAAGACAGUCAUCUCCUUUGAGUGCUGCGCCGCCCAGUUCUUCUUUUUCACACUUUAUGCUAGUACUGAAUGUUUUCUCUUGGCUGUGAUGGCCUAUGACCGCUAUGUGGCUGUGUGUAACCCUCUCCUCUAUGCUGCAGCCAUGACACCAAAGACCCGCCUCGGGCUGGUGGCCGGGGCCUAUAGUGGUGCAAUGGCUAAUUCUGUGAUACGCACUGGGUGUACGUUUUCCCUCUCUUUCUGUAAGUCCAAUCACGUGGAUUUCUUCUUUUGUGACUUGCCACCCCUCCUGAAGCUUGCCUGUAAUGAGACCAAGCCACGGGAGCUAGUGAUCUACCUCUUAGCUUUUUUUGUCAUCACAACCAGCAUUUCAGUGAUUCUUAUCUCCUACCUAUUCAUCAUCAGGGCUAUUCUGAGGAUCCGUACAGCAGGUGGCAAAGCCAAAACCUUCUCCACUUGUGCUUCUCAUAUGACUGCAGUGGCUCUUUUCUUUGGAACUCUCAUAUUCAUGUACCUGAAAGGUAACAUGGGCUCAGCCCUCGGGGAAGACAAGAUUGUGUCUGUGUUUUACACUAUGGUCAUCCCCAUGCUGAACCCAAUGGUCUACAGCCUCAGAAACAAGGAAGUGAAGGGGGCUCUGAAGAAAGCUUUCAGCAGGAUGAAGGUUUCCCAAGCAGUCUAA
This is a messenger RNA of Chrysochloris asiatica (Cape golden mole), 945 nucleotides long. Its product is annotated as olfactory receptor 9I1-like. Lineage: Eukaryota; Metazoa; Chordata; Mammalia; Afrosoricida; Chrysochloridae. Bases 4 to 945 code for a protein of 313 amino acids. Gene Ontology annotation, molecular function: G protein-coupled receptor activity; odorant binding; olfactory receptor activity. The transcript has a single exon. Gene Ontology annotation, biological process: G protein-coupled receptor signaling pathway; sensory perception of smell. Gene Ontology annotation, cellular component: membrane. The record is from RefSeq and is a predicted model, not a curated record.